CACUGCCGACCUGUUUUGCUCAAAGAAGAAUCACUUCCGCUCAUCAUUCCUCCUGUCACGGACUCCUUUGGUGAAGCGAGAUUACCAAGAUGGCAGCCCGGCGUUUAGCCCUGAAGGCCGUCGACUGGGUGGCAUUUGCUGAGCGUGUUCCACCCAACCAGAAGAGCAUGUUCAAUGCCCUGAAGACCCGCAGUGAUGCAAUUUCUGCUAAACUAACUUCCCUGCCAGAGUCUCCUGUUGCCAUAGACUGGAGCUAUUACAAGAGCGCUGUGGCCAAAGCUGGAAUGGUUGAUGAGUUUGAGAAGAAGUUCAAAGCUCUGAAGAUCCCCGAGCCUGUUGACACGCAGACAACUGCCAUCAACGCCCAGGAGGUCGAGGCUGACAAAGAUGCCACAGCUUACGUGGAAGCAUCAAAAGCUCGCGUCGCAGAGUAUGAAGCACAGUUGCAUAAGUUCAGGAAUAUGAUCCCCUUCGACCAGAUGACCAUUGAAGAUCUCAACGACACCUUCCCCGAGACCAAGUUGGACAUGGUCAAAUAUCCAUAUUGGCCCCACAAGCCCAUUUCUGAAUUGUAAUUAUAAUCAUUGACUUGGCACUCACCCCACAAUAAAAACUACAUAUUUUAAAUGCA
Messenger RNA from Syngnathus acus (greater pipefish), 631 nucleotides. RefSeq names its product ATP synthase peripheral stalk subunit d (gene atp5pd). The transcript has 6 exons. Gene Ontology annotation, molecular function: proton transmembrane transporter activity. The coding region runs from base 90 to 575 and encodes 161 amino acids. Gene Ontology annotation, biological process: proton motive force-driven ATP synthesis. The record is from RefSeq and is a predicted model, not a curated record. Lineage: Eukaryota; Metazoa; Chordata; Actinopteri; Syngnathiformes; Syngnathidae.